ACUUUCCACAGCUCUUCCAUUCAUCCUGAAGCCAAAACCCUCUCACCUUCCUCUCUGUUCAGCCCCUAAAUCCACAACUCUUUUGUUCUCAACUUACAAACAAAGAUGAACAUCUGUUAGGUUAGGUCUCAAAUUUGAACCUUAAACUUUGUUUCAGAUAUGUCUGUUGCAGAGCUAAAAGAGAACCACAAAGCUGCAACUGAAACUCUCAAUUCUCUCAAACAACGGUUAAGAGAUAGAAGGAUUCAGCUUCUUGAUACAGAUGUGGCAGGUUAUGCAAGAGCGCAAGGGAAGACUCCGGUUGCUUUCGGGCCGACGGAUCUGGUAUGCUGUCGGAUUUUACAGGGGCACACUGGGAAGGUAUAUUCACUGGACUGGACUCCUGAAAAGGACCGUAUCGUUAGUGCAUCCACAGAUGGAAGAUUGAUAGUUUGGAAUGCUCUCACAAGUCAGAAAACACACGCCAUUAAACUCCCAUGUGCUUGGGUUAUGACAUGCGCCUUUUCUCCAGACGGUCAGUCGGUUGCAUGCGGUGGGCUCGAUAGCGCAUGUUCCAUCUUCAAUCUCAGCACAUCACUCAACAAAGACGCAAAUUUACCAGUAUCAAGAACGCUUAGCGGACACAAAGGUUACGUGUCGUGUUGUCAGUACGUUGUUGAUGAUGGUACUCGCUUAAUCACCGGUUCCGGUGAUCAAACAUGCAUGUUAUGGGAUAUUACUACGGGGUUAAAAACAUCGGUGUUCGGAGGGGAAUAUCAAUCCGGGCAUACGGCAGAUGUUUCGAGUGUGUCGAUCAAUGGGUCGAAUUCAAGAAUGUUUGUUUCGGGGUCGUGUGAUGCAACGGCACGCCUUUGGGACACACGUAUGGCGAGUCGAGCAGUGAGAACGUUUUAUGGUCAUGAGGGGGAUGUUAAUUCGGUAAAGUUCUUUCCGGAUGGAAAUAGGUUUGGAACCGGAUCAGAUGAUGGUACUUGCAGGCUAUUUGAUAUUAGAACCGGACACCAACUCCAGGUGUACCCGCCACAUCAGCAGCAGCAGCAGAAGGGUGAUAGCAACAUCGCUACUCCUAAUGUGACCUCUAUUGCUUUCUCGAUAUCGGGGCGUCUGUUAUUUGCAAGCUACUCCAAUGGUGAUGUGUUUGUAUGGGAUACACUAUUGGCAGAGGUUGUUUUAAAUCUUGGAACUCUCCAGAACUCACACGAGGCUCGUGUGAGCUGUCUCGGUUUGUCUGCUGAUGGCAGUGCCUUGUGCACUGGUAGUUGGGACACGAGUCUCAAGAUUUGGGCUUUCGGAGGGCAUAGGACUGUGAUAUGAAUAUCUCAGAACACGCUGUGGUAAGUGGUAACUAGUGACCCCGAUAUGGAUCUUUUGUUAACAAACGUUUGUUGACCUUGUGGAAUGAACAUAAACAACUAGUUGGGGUACAAUAAAUAAAUAGUAAAUAUUAUCGUCUUACAUUGAAUUAGUUGUUAUUGGUAUGUGAAAAACCCUUCAUCUAUUUAAUUUUAAUGUUACUCU
Messenger RNA from Helianthus annuus (common sunflower), 1518 nucleotides. RefSeq names its product guanine nucleotide-binding protein subunit beta-2. The record is from RefSeq and is a predicted model, not a curated record. Bases 160 to 1314 code for a protein of 384 amino acids. Gene Ontology annotation, biological process: G protein-coupled receptor signaling pathway. Gene Ontology annotation, molecular function: signaling receptor complex adaptor activity; protein binding. The transcript has 5 exons. NCBI's taxonomy places the organism in Eukaryota, Viridiplantae, Streptophyta, Magnoliopsida, Asterales, Asteraceae. Gene Ontology annotation, cellular component: heterotrimeric G-protein complex; cytoplasm.